UCCAGGAAAAUCGUGGCCCGCAUCACACAAACCUCCAAGUGCAAGUGUCCUUAGUAGUAGCAGUAGUGUGUGAGUGUUGUGUUCUGAGUUCGUGAGUUGAAAGAAACGCACGUUCCAAAGCCCCGUUCUGCUGUCCGUGCUGCCGACCGACCGAACCGACCUCCGGAGCGAGCAGAGCAAAUAAAUUAACGCUAAUUAAUCCACCAGCAGCAGAAAGCGGAAAGCUGGCGCUAGCGCUGUGCAGUAGUGGCCUCGCGAGAAGUGAGCUUAGAUUAAUUAAAUGGACACUGGCGACGCCGCCGGUCGGUUGUCGGUGAUACUGGAUACGCCGGUGGGCCCGAAAAUGACUCCAACACCGAAGACCACCGCCACCACCGGCACGUCGAGCAGCUCUGCGGCGGACGAGGGUGGCCCGAUGAAGCGCAGGAUGAAGCAAAAGGUGGACUUCCGCGAGGACACCAAUGGUGCGGCGGAAGCGAUCAACGACUCGCCGAAACCCCCGGCGUCGCUUCUCACCAGUCCGGUGACGGACGAAGACUUUGAGCUGCUGAUCGACCGCAGCAUGCAGGAUCUGGAGAUGAUCCGUUCCGAUUCCGAUUCCGACUUCGGCGAUGAUCACGGGCUUCCGCCGCAGCGACCAACCACGGAGAGCGCGGCGGACCGGUCGACUGGCGGACGGUUCGCCGGUUCCACGCGUCCCAAGAAACACCCGAUUGCCGGCCAUCCGUCCACGUCGUCCUGGAGCGACGGUGGCAGCAGCAACGGGAGUGACGUCGAGGAGGACGACGAACUGGUGGUGCCCAGCAGUGGCCGUGAUGGACCACCACCACCAGCACCACCGCCACCUCCGGUAGCGGCAUUUUGGAUUCCGUUCCAGCCGAUGGAAUCGGCCGGCACUCCGUUCCGGAUGACGGCGUCCGCAACGACCACCCCGCUGAGUCCUGGGCGUCGGAUGGAUAGUUUGCUGUACGGUUCGGUCUCCCUGCCCAAGGUUCUGCCAUAUUACGUUCGCCGCCGCUUGUCCGAGUGCCGCGAGGAGGACGAAGAAGACGAGAAGCAGCAGCAGCAGCUACCGCCCGUUGCGCCACCGCCGUCGCUCGUGGUGCCCGCGAUUGUGGUGGCCACCACGAAUGGCCGAACGGCGACAGUACUUCAGCCUCAGCGGGGUGCCGUAGCGGCGACAAACGGAAACUGGGUCACCCAGACGGAGGAUGAAGAUGUGGUGCCCCGCAAAUCACGCUUCAUGGUCACGAAAGCCCUCCCGGAGCCACCACAGCAGCAGUUCCGACUGCGACCGGAAACCAUCAAGCUGUUGCCGGUGCCGGCGUCCCAAAACUCACAAACCAUCCACUUUCCGUGCAGCGGCAGCAGCAGCAGCAGCGGCCACAGUCAGACCUCGCUGCGGGCCAUCUUCACGCCGGCUUCGCCACUCGCUACGCCACAUCUCGAUCGGCGCUACUUCGACACGUCGCUGGUAGAGAUCCGUCCUCUGUCCGGCAGCCGCGAUUCGCUGCCGGGCACUGACCAGCAACAUCCGCCACAAGCAACGACAGGGCAGUCAUCAACACCGACUAAACCAUCGCCAGCCAGCAACAUUCCGUUCGAGCUCGACGAAGUGUGGGUCAAGCGACCGGAUCCGGUGCCUCCGAAACCAAGGGUGGAUGUCGGCGGCGGCGGCGGUGGCAAGGCGGCCACCUUACCAGCCAACGCAAAGCCCAACUACUCCACCAAAAGCGUAAGUCGAUCGGAGCGUCACAAUGCGUAAUUAUCUGUCUCUUGGGAUUGUGAUGCAGUCGAUGGCGGCACCGGCAGCAACUUCCAGCGCCCUUCGACGGCCCCCGCAGACCCAUCGGCGACUCGGGCUUCCAAGAAGCAGAAAAAGAGCGAGAAGGAAGCCAAAAAGCAGGAAAAGGAGGUGAUGAAGCUGAAGCGUGAGGAGGCGCGGCGCGCAGAACGGGAAGCGGCCAAGCUGGAGAAGCUGGAGAAGCUGAACCGGAAGCACGAGAGCCUCUCCCGUAGCUCGGAGCGGGUCGGGUCCAGUGUCCGAUCGGGAUCGCUCGAGAGGCGCCGCAGCGGCGAAGAGGCGCCCGUACUCAACCAAAGCACCGUGCACGGCAUUGCCAGUCCCAAUCGGCGCCCGACCAUCUUCGACGUGUUUCGGCAACGGAAGGGUUCCGAUUCGAAGAAGAAAAAGUCGGACGACGGCAGCCGGUCGGGUUCGGAUAGGGAUUCGACCGGGAUGGGCGGCAGUGGCCCCAUCAGCAGCGCGUCCGGUGGCGGCAUUAUGAACAGUAUGAUGGCAGCACUGCACGUCGGGGGCCGCCACAAUCACCCGCAGCAGCAGCAGCAGCAUCAGCAGUCACCGCAGCCCGCAGCGGCAGCGGCUGGUUCCAGUGCCGCUGCCAAAGUUCGUGAUGGUUCCGCUCAUCCGCACGCGGGCAGUGAUGCGCAGUACUACCACACGGUGACGGCUGUGCGCCGGGCCGACGCCGGCAAGUCUCCGAUGACGAAGGUGAUGGAUCUGUUCCGGCACCGCUCCAACUCGGCCGUGUCCGAAGCCGACAAGCGUAAGGCGAAAGCCGCCGCUCAGCACCAGCAACAGUUGGCAGCGCAAACGGCUCACAUGCGAAGAGCUUCCGCGGAGCUUGCAGAACGUCGUCGGGCAUCGCUUGGAGCAACUCGCGGAUUGCGUGCGGACGGAACACUCGAUCCGUACCACGCCGCCAUCCUGUUUCGUGAUUCAAGAGGGCUGCCCGUUGCCGAUCCAUUCCUGGAGAAGGUGCCCCUGUCCGAUCUAGAAGAGGAUGAGUCACAGAUUUUCGUCAAGUUCUUCCGAUUUCAUAAGUGCUACGAUCUGGUGCCGACCUCGGCCAAGCUGGUCGUCUUCGAUACGCAGCUGCUGGUGAAGAAAGCGUUCUACGCGCUGGUCUACAACGGGGUCCGGGCGGCACCGCUCUGGGACUCGAAGCGGCAGGAGUUUGUUGGCAUGCUGACGAUCACCGACUUCAUUAAGAUUCUGAAAAUGUAUUACAAAUCACCGAACGCGUCGAUGGACGAGCUGGAGGAGCACAAACUGGACACCUGGAGGAAGGUGCUUCAGGAGGACGUGAAGAAACUCGUCAGCAUUGGGCCGGACGCUUCGCUUUACGAUGCCAUCAAGAUGCUGGUCCACAAUCGCAUCCAUCGAUUGCCUGUGAUUGAUCCGGCCACUGGCAACGUGUUGUACAUAUUGACUCACAAGAGGAUACUUAGAUUCCUAUUUUUAUACAUUAAUGAACUACCAAAGCCAUCGUACAUGCAGAAGACCCUCCGAGAGGUGCGCAUUGGCAGUUACGACAAAAUCGAAACGGCAACCGAAGACAUGAGCAUCAUCACGGCACUGUACAAGUUCGUCGAUCGCCGAGUGUCCGCCCUGCCGCUGGUGGACAGCGAGGGACGCUUGACGGAUAUUUACGCCAAGUUUGAUGUUAUCAAUUUGGCCGCUGAGAAAACGUACAACGAUCUGGACGUGUCGCUGAAGAAGGCAAACGAACAUCGAAACGCGUGGUUCGAAGGCGUACAGCGGUGCAAGCUGGACGAGACGCUCUUCACCAUCAUGGAGCGCAUCGUGCGGGCCGAAGUCCACCGGCUCGUCGUCGUGGACGAGGAGGAGCGGGUGAUCGGUAUCAUUUCACUGUCGGACAUUCUGCUCUACCUGGUGUUACGCCCGAGCGGGGACGGUAUCGGCGACUCGGAGUCACUCCGCGCGACCGAUCCGAAGCUGAUGAAGGCAAACUCGCCGCCGCUCGCCAACAACAGCGGCGCUGGUAAACAGCUCCUGCUGGCGGGCGCCAAACGCGACAGCAACGAAAGCAUCGAAGAGGAGAAGGAAACCACCGAAGAGGAGGACGAGGAACGACGGUUGGCGACGGCGGUGGGAUCGAUGGCGGUGAACGACGGCGAGGACGACGAAGCACACAAGACUGAAGCGGUGACCGAUGAUACGCCAACGGCACUGGAUGAUGUGGAAGCAACCGAUGAUAGCAGCGCCCCGGAGACGGCAGCGGCCGAAGAGGAGAUGGCCGAAGAAGCGAAAGAAUAUCCGGAGGCCGGUGGAGAUGGUUCUCCGGUUGAUCGCGCCAGUGCCAACGAUUCGCCCGUUGCCCCCGAGAUGCUGGCCACCACCGAUGUCCCGCUGGCCACCGUCCAGCGUGAGGUGGGACUGGUAAGCGAGUAGAGCUGUGUGUGCAACAACGCAAACGUUCCAUUCGGUGGUGGCGAUUCGGGCUUCACUCCGUCUGCGCUGUGCUGUGCGCUUACUACCGAUGAUAUGUAUGUAUGUAUGUGUGUGUGUGGGGGAGGUCUGUGUGAUAUACAAAAGCACCACGAUGCCGAACGCGUGGUCAGAAUGGGCAAUUUGCCACGAAGAAGAAGAAGCUGAUGAGAAAGACGGCGUGUGUCGGUGCCGGCGAGCCGAGAGAGUUUCACUACGGACACGCGCGCAAAGUACGCCUAACUGCGCGACGCAGCAGCAAAAUGUGUAAAGCGAAGAAAGCGAUAACAAACGAUAGUGUAAGUACAAAACCAAUAGUGAAAAACGUAAGCGCUUCAACCAAGCAGCAUAAAACAAAGUAGUGUGACCGCGAAGCAGGAUAAUAGUAGAAUCCGCCGAGCCGCGUCGCGUUUGAUAGCGACAGAGAGGGUAUUGCAAAAUAUAUCCACCUGUUUGCUCUCCGCACAGCGAAUGAUCCAUUUGCUUAAUACAAACACACUCCGAUCGCCAGUUCUGCUAUUCCGCAUACCACACAAUAUACGCUAAAUAUUGUAGAGGAAGCAUCGAGAGAGAGAGAGAUACCAAAAAGGAACAAGAAAACAAUGCAAACAAUGGCGCAAAGCACACAAGGACGAGAGUUGUAGAGAGACCGCCCGUGCGAUUAAUCUCACACGAAAUUAACUUUCCUUUCCAAACGCGCGCACUAGGCCCACACGAAUACAGUUUACAUGUUUUAAUCUUCUUUUAAUAAACUGCCGGAAUAUAAUUUUACUUGGCCCCAUUUUCAGUUCCUCACUAUCUCAGGCACAAUAAACUUUGUCCGUACAUUUUGUUUUAGGCGUAGUGUGUGAGUGACACUAACAAGAUAACAACAAUUGCUUCGGAAUACUAUCUAUCGGAAGGAUUUCAACUCUCUCCUACACAGAGCGCCACUUAAAGGAGGAAGGAUUGUACCGGGAACGCGCACGCGGGUUUUUGUUGAAACUGUGAUGCGCGAAUUGUGAAAAAUUCGAUCGGUAACGCUCUGGCGAGAGAAAAGUGAAAACCAAACUUAUUUGAUAAUUAUUUAAAAUAUUAGCGUAGAGUAGUGAAACACACGUUGCAUGAUGCUGUGUGCACCGGUGUGUUGGAGCGAAACGAAACCCAGAAGCAUAACUUGUGAAUAGAUAGGACGACACUAGGAAACGAAUACGACAACAGCGAUGUGAGUAAGCGAUCGCGCUCCGCGGCUGGAUUUGGCAGCCCAGACAGAAGAGGCAGGACACGAUUUUGUUUUGUUUUGGGGUUUGGUAACUAUUCCUCAGUCCCCUCACAAUGAUGCUUCCUCUUUUAAAGGUGACCCUUUGUCGCACGCGAGCACAUUCGAAAAAAAAGCGUACACAACACUACUCAUUCUGUUCCAUCCAUUCGGUUUCGUAGCGUGAAAUGGUCGGUGGGCACGGUGCAACAACCGUAUCCGCACGAUGGACAGUUGUCGAGAAGGGAACAUGGAACGUUUGGAAUGAAGGUAAAACCAAAACAACAAAUGCGCGGGGGCUAGCUGGCUGGAAUGGUGAUUAUAAAAGAGUAAGCGAUAAGGACACACACACACACACAGGAUACACACCCAAAAGCUCUUGUGCUACUGAUAAGGUGAGGAGAAAGGAGAAAAUGCUCUGCUUGGUUACUGUUGUGUUGUGCCUCAAAACAAAAUGCUUUUCCAUUUGUGUGUGGGAUAGUAGAGAGAGCAUAUUGGAUCGAUCGGAUCGAAGGGACAGUCAGAAAAAGAGAGAGUAGAUUGUUGGUGUCAACACCACACCACAAUUCACAGUGCCGAUUGCCGGUCACUGUGGGAGCCUAACGCUGAAACAGAGAGAGAUAGAGAGAGCGAGUGAUUGGGUUGUUGAAAAUUGUGUAUAAAACAAAACCUCUAGUUAUGUUGUUCCGCUAAAACAGAAAAAGAACUAAUAAAAAUAAAAAAGUUAAACACCUCGA
This is a messenger RNA of Anopheles cruzii, 6226 nucleotides long. RefSeq lists its product as uncharacterized. The record is from RefSeq and is a predicted model, not a curated record. Lineage: Eukaryota; Metazoa; Arthropoda; Insecta; Diptera; Culicidae. The transcript has 11 exons.